Molecule: messenger RNA, 3120 nt
Organism: Orcinus orca (killer whale)
Lineage: Eukaryota; Metazoa; Chordata; Mammalia; Artiodactyla; Delphinidae
Gene: TMC8
Product: transmembrane channel like 8
Exons: 16
Coding region: 727-2889 (720 amino acids)
Cellular component (GO): plasma membrane
Molecular function (GO): mechanosensitive monoatomic ion channel activity
Source: RefSeq, a predicted model, not a curated record
GAGACCUUCCCUGUGCCCGCCCGUGACCACACAGCACUUCCUCCCGGCCGGAAAUCCCACAGACAGCUAGCAGCCUGGGCCCUCACCCCCACCAGCGCCUGACAGAACGGCAGACAGGAUGGCCUCCUCGGCUGCGGCCCACCCUGCAUCCCCCCCACAGGAGUCACUCCACACCAGCCUGGGCGCGUCAAUGUUGACAGCCCUCCUGGGAGACUCCCGUAUAUUCCAUCACCUCCCGCAGGCCAGGGCAGCUGGCUGGGGGAGGGGUGCUGGGCGUUGAACAGGCAGCCUUUGUCCGGGCUCUGCCAUCACCCAAGACAACUGAACCAGGGCGGCCUUGUCCAGGCUCUUCAGCCCGUGGGAGUGGGGCAAGGGCAGCAGGCUCCCAACCACCCCCUGAGUCCUGCAGGCUCUGCCCCAGCAAGACGGGGCCCAGCCCUCGGUCUGCCCUGUCCACCCCUCCUCGCUACCCUCACCCCCAGGGAACUCAGCACAGAGGAAAGCUGGCUCAGCUCAAGGGGCUUCCUCAGGCGAGGCCAGGGUGUCCAGACAGAGCAGGUCCCGCUAGGGCUGUACCCAGACAGUGCCCUCACUUAGGGGUGUCCAGUCUCUGAGCCCAGGCCGCACAGAGUCCAAGCCCCCUCCCCUUCUCUCUCACAGGAGCACAGGGUGGAGAAACCAGCAGAGAGAGGUCAGAGGUGGACUCUUAACUCCGCUUGAAAUGAGAUGCUGAGGCAGUGGUCGGUGCAGGCCUCAGGGGAGCCAGAACCUGAGCCGGCCGGCGAGGAGCUGUGGGAGCAGGAGAUGGAGCGGCUGUGCUCCUCCCAGGAACCUGUGCAGGUGCUGCCCUACGCCAUGGUGGACAAGCGCUUCAUCCGGCAGCUGCGGGAGCCCGAGGGGGUGAAGACCUCGUGCUGGCAGCAGUGGCGUCACAGGCAGCAGACUGCAGGACGGCGCCUGGGGGAGGCAGCACGGCGGCUGGCCCGGGGCUGUGGGCUCUGGGAGGGGGCUCUCUACGAGAUCGGGGGCCUCUUUGGCACCGGAAUCCAGUCCUACUUCACCUUUCUUCGCUUCCUGCUGCUGCUUAACCUGCUGACCCUACUUCUGACCACCAGCUUCGUCCUGCUGCCCCUGACCUGGCUCCGCCCCCCUGACAGAGGACCUGCUCUGAACUUCACCCUCCAGUGUCCUGGUGGCCACCAACCCCAGACUGGUGUUCCCAAGUUCAACAAUCUACUUUGGAAUGUUUUAACCGGCAGGGCCUUCAACAACACCUAUCUCUUUUACGGCGCGUACCGAGCGGGACCUGAGAGCAGCUCAAUAUACAGCAUCCGCCUGGCCUACUUACUGAGCCCACUGGCCUGCCUGCUCCUCUGCUUCUGUGGGAUUCUACAGCGGAUGGUGAAGGGGCUGCCACAGAAGAUGUUCCUGGGCCAGGACUACAGGUUACCUCUCAGCGCCAAGGUCUUCUCUUCCUGGGACUUCUGCAUCCAGGGGCAGGAGGCAGCUACCAUCAAGAAGCAUGAGAUCAGCAACGAGUUCAAGGUGGAGCUGGAGGAGGGGCGUCACUUGCUGAUGGUGCAGCAUCAGACCCGGGCUCAAAGGGCCUGCCACCUGCUCACCUACCUGCGGGUCAACAUCCUCAUCGGGCUCCUGGUGGUUGGGGCCAUCAGUGCAAUCUUCUGUGCCACCAAGUACUCGCAGGACAACAAGGAGGAGUCCCUGUUUCUGCUGCUCCAGUACCUGCCCCCUGGGGUCAUCGCCCUGGUCAACUUUCUGGGUCCCCUGCUGUUUGUUUUCCUGGUCCAGCUGGAAAACUACCCUCCCAACACUGAGGUCAACCUCACCCUUAUCUGGUGUGUGGUGCUGAAGCUGGCCAGCCUGGGAAUGUUCUCCUUCUCGCUGGGCCAGACUUUGCUGUGCUUUGGCAGAAACAAGACCAGCUGUGAGUCCUACGGCUACAACGCAUGUGACUACCAGUGCUGGGAGAACUCGGUGGGGGAGGAGCUGUACAAACUCAGCAUCUUCAACUUCCUCCUCACGGUGGCCUUCACCUUCCUUGUCAGCCUGCCUAGGAGGCUGCUGGUGGAGCGGUUCUCGGGCCGGUUCUGGGCCUGGCUGGACCGGGAGGAGUUCCUGCUGCCCAAGAACGUGCUGGACAUCGUGGAGGGCCAGACAGUCACCUGGAUGGGCCUCUUCUACUGCCCCCUGCUGCCCCUGCUUAACAGCAUCUUCGUCUUCCUCACCUUCUACAUCAAGAAGUACACCCUGCUGAGGAACUCCAGGGCGUCCCCUCGGCCAUUCCGCGCCUCCAGCUCCAUCUUCUUCUUCCAGCUGGUGCUCAUCCUGGGCCUGCUCCUGGCCGCUGUGCCCCUGGGCUAUGUGGUCAGCAGCAUCCGCUCCUCCUGGGACUGUGGCCUCUUCACCAACUACUCAGCCCCCUGGCAGGUGGUCCCAGAGCUGGUGGCCCUCCGGCUCCCACCCCCUAGCCAGCGCAUCCUCCACUACCUGGGCUCCCACGCCUUCAGCUUCCCCCUCCUCAUCCUGCUCAGCCUUGUCCUGACCGUGUGCGUCUCCCAGUCCCAGGCCAGCGCGAGGGCCAUCCGGGGGCUCCGGAAGCAACUGGUGUGGCAAGUGCAGGAGAAGUGGCACCUGGUGGAUGACCUGUCGCGGCUGAUGUCGGAGCCGGGCUCCGGCGACUCUCUGGGGCCUGAGUCCCCUCACUCCCGAGGUUCGCGCCCGAGAUCCUUCUGCCCCGGAUUCCCGUGCCCGGGCUCCCCGGGACCCAGGGCCUCCAGGCCGGAACCCUCCCUUGAGGAUCCUAACGGGUUGCGCGGUGUCCGGGUCCCCGCCCGUAGCUGCCGCUUCCCCAGCGGUUCGGAGCUGUAGCACCGACCCCCACCACCGCCCGGAGCUUCCCCAGGGCCCCGUGUGCAGCUCCCCACUUCCUGCUCCCUCGCCCCACGCUCGUGACCCCAGGUGACCACCGCCUCUCUCAGUGGGCCCUCCAGCAGGGUGCCCUAAGGUGGGGUGCAUAUACCUAGGGGCAUCAAGAAGAAAAUAUGGGAACUUGUAUUUAUAUUUUUAUCUCAAUCCUUAAAAGUUUCUAUUUUUGUGGAA